Aricia agestis (brown argus) is the source of this 5533-nucleotide messenger RNA. RefSeq lists its product as uncharacterized. NCBI's taxonomy places the organism in Eukaryota, Metazoa, Arthropoda, Insecta, Lepidoptera, Lycaenidae. The record is from RefSeq and is a predicted model, not a curated record. Gene Ontology annotation, cellular component: ciliary basal body; centriolar satellite; centrosome. The coding region runs from base 224 to 5380 and encodes 1718 amino acids. Gene Ontology annotation, biological process: centrosome cycle; intraciliary transport involved in cilium assembly; cilium assembly. The transcript is spliced from 29 exons.
UUCAUCUGCGUCGAUAAAUCUCCAAGCUAAUUUUCAAAUUACCCGAAAUAAAUAUAAACAAAGAAAUAAUGUGAAAAUAAUGCAUUGUAAUUAUUUUACAAUUAUUUACGCAGAUAAACAAAAGUGCAUAAAGACAUAGUUUCUAUAAACAGUUUGACUUCAAUGGCUUAUUCCCGAAUUCGGCGUAGGCAAAUUGAUUAUUGAAAGAACAUUAUAGUAUAGAAUGGCACCUGGCAAUAAAGAACGGCACCCAGGACACACGGGCACAAUACCUAAAACCAAAGUGAGAAAUAACUGCAAUGUACCGCAGGAAGCCGUAACACCGACUAGACGAGAUAUGGCUACCAAUUUAGUGACGACAUCUUUGGAUUGGGUACCUGUAUCUGAAUAUAACACCAGAUCAAAUUGCAAUCAAGCCAGAAAGAAAACCAACCAUACUUCUGAUCAAGAAUUGACAGAUCUAGAUAACUCUGUGGCAUUUGAAAGUGGCUUUGGAAGGUUUGUCCCUGUGAGACCGCAACCUCGAGCCCUCCCUCUCACAGUGCAGAACCGUGAGGUGCUCACUGCUGAUCACCAAGACGACGACGAGAGCUCAUCUAUUAACUCCCACCUGUUGCAUCCUUAUGCCCAUCAAAUGCAAAAUGGUUUAAUGCCUCAUUCAAACCAUGCCACCGCUGCUGUUAUGAUAGUUAAUCCGACCACACCUAACUCAGUUACGGGGAAUAUGUCUCAGCCAUUUAAUGCUCAGAAUCAAAAUAGGAAUAAUCUUACAAGGAACUUGAAUUCAACCAGAAACACUUUUGAGGGAAACAGCUCAAACAACAACAAUACUACACCACCAAUCUCUAACCAAAGAUCUGGGACUAAGUCUGUUAACUUGAUGAACAACAUGUAUGACCAGAGCCAAGGACCAUUUAACAACAUCAAUGAAAAUAAUUCAGUGCACAGAGACUCGGCUCGUGCGCUCGGGGAGGCGAUAGUGGCGGCCUGCCCCGACGCCGCCGCCGUCGAGCGCCGCUUGGGCCAGAUCCGCGAGUACAUACGUGUCACGUCGUCGCUCGUCGACACCAUGCGCAGCUCCGAAGAUGAGGCUUUUGUUGAGCAUACAAAAGAAGAAUAUGACGAGUUAGUUGGAAUGGUAAUGAAAUUAAAAGAGAGUGAAAAUAAACUUGAGACAAUGUUACUGAAUGGAGAACGUUCGGAACUCACGGAGUCCAGUCAGGAACAAAGUAACCACCAAACCAAUACUCAGCCAACUUCCGAAGUGACAAAAAACAGUGAAGCAACUUCUGUCCAAGAGAAAGCUUGCAAUAUCAACAGCGAUACAAACAGUACUCUUAAGAAAGUCACAAAUAUUGAGAACGAGCAACUGAACAAAACGAGUGCUAGAUCGAUCGAAGACGUUCAUCAAAAAGAAUCGGCGAGACACAGUAGCGAAGCAGAGUCUGAAGGUACUGGCGUAGAGAUAAGGGAGAUAGAGACGAUACCUAACCAACCACCGAAACAAGAUCCCGGCUUAAAUGACACACUAAGAAAAAACAUUAUGUCGUGCGUUGAAAAAAUCGCUAUAAUCGAGGAGAUGAAACAUAAAGAUCCAAACAACAACGAAGAGUCGAACUCGGAUGUAGUAGUAAGACCCGUUUCCGUCCAAAGUAACAAUGGGUCAACUUAUAGCGACAAUGAGCUGUGGCAGAAUGAAAUCAGGAACAAAAUGGAGAUGUCCCAGAUUCGUUUGACUGCAUUGAAGCAACAGCAGAGGAGGCUGUUGAAAUAUCAGGCUGAAGCUAAGCAGCAGCUAGAUGAGAUGAACAAGCAAGACCAGGGGCAAGAACUGCAUCAUCCGUCCACAUCACAAGACAAUUUUUCUGGAGUUCAGAAUCUCGCGCCGAAUUAUCACAAUUCGAACCGAAUGUACGCGGCUAACCAGAUAGGAGUGGCGACGACGCUGCCUCAAAACUCCGAGGUAGUGGAGAACCAGCAGAUUCCCGCCAACAAUAUCGACGACCACGCCCGGUCCAACCACUCCACCAUCAGCCACGAAGACCGAUUCAUGAGAGACAGCAAUGUUCCCAGCAUCGGGGAGGGCGCGGGUGACAGCGAGGUGGAGGACGAGGCGGCGCUGGCGGAACGCGGCCGCGCGCUGCACGCCAAGCUAAGAGACCUGCAGCUCAAGAAACAACACAUGGAGAACCUGGUAACAGAAUUCCAGAAAUUGCAAAUGGCUACCCGUCUGGGAAGUUCUCGCAACACUUACUCUAGCUCAGGCGAGGAGAGCGCAGACGACGAACCCGCCGCCAAAUGUAACAACCAAGGUGUUAGCAAUCUAAAUAAUGAAGAUCCUUUCAAGUUGAUGGAAAUUAAAGCAAUAAAGACGGCUUUGCAAAAAACUAAAGAUUUGAUGCGGUCUGUUGAGACUUUUGAGUCUGAUCAUCUCUCGACUGGUCACGAAGAGGGAUUUCACAUGUCUAGUCAUUCUAAUAUACAUGAUAAUAAAUCCGAAGGUGGCGGAAGUAUGGGUGGGUGGUCGAACGACGGAAGCGUCUGUCGCGUCAGAAACUCACUGCCGCAGAGACAUAAGUUCACCAAUGAGCAACACUCGCAGCAGCAGCAGUUGCAACAGCAGCACUUACAGCAGCAGCAGCUGCAGCAGCUCCACCAGCAGCAGCAGCAGCUGCAACAGCUACAUCAGCAGCAGCAACAGCAGAUGCAGCAACACCAACAACUGCAACAUCAGCAGCAAAGUCACGAAGCAAACAUCAAUUCUUUGCAAGAAAUGGCUCAAGAACUUCGUAGAGAAACAGAAAAAAUAAUGGGAGAACGCGCAAGAAUAAAAGACUUAAUGUCAAACAAAGAACAGACCCGCAAGCAGAAGAAGGUGAACGAGGAGGGGCGAGGCUCGGCGGGGGUGGUGGCGGGGGCGGGGCCGGCGGGGGGCACGCCCGCCGAGCGUCGCCUGCUGCAGCUCCGCGCGCUGCUCGCUGAGAAACAACGCGAGCUCGACGUCAUGUUGGCGAGACAGGCAAUGAACGGUUCCGACGAGUCCAAAUCAAAAUCAGAUUUUCGGGCGGCGUCUGCUGUGCAGUCUUAUAACAGCGAACAAGAGGAGCCCGAGUCGCGGUCAGAACACAUUGCAAUGUUGGAUCCUGACAGCCCCAGGGAAAAUGACAAUUUUAGAACUGGAGGUGACAGCGUGCUGGGGGCGAGGUCAAUCAACACCGUGCCCUCUCACGUCGGCAGCACUUAUGGCAGCGACAGCGAUAGCGCCUCGCGUAACAAGUCUAAUCAAAGAAAUAGAUCACGACGGAGAACCCUGGAGAGAGAGACUGAAGAGAGCAAUGUGCCUCUGCAAAACAAUAGCAAUCCAAUUGUCCGAAAUGAUCCCAGGCAGGAAAUUAAUGUUAAUGUAAAUCAACCUGCAGUUCCUAAUAGUGAUCACACUGGACAUUUACCUUUCAAUCACAUUCAACCUCCUUGCUGGAAUACUACUAAGUCUAAUCAGGACGUACGGACGAACCAGUUUACACAGAACAGCCACUCGCAGACGAUGGAGCGGCUCAUGGGCCCGCACAUGUUCCCGCCCUCGCUGCCCUACAACAUGAUGAUACCUUACGGUAUGAUGGGCGGUUGCGGGUGCGGGUGCGGCGCGUGGGGCGCGUGGUGCUGGCAGCAGUUGCUGCUGCAGCAGCGUGACAUACACCAGCUGCGUGAACAGCUCGCACACUUGGAGGAGCGCUGGCGGACCGACAACGCGUCUCACACUCUGAACAACCAGGUGCCGCCGGGAAACAGAGCCAAUAACUAUUGGGACAACUUCAGAAGCUAUUCACGUCAGAACCUGCUAUCGGCGAACAGCAAGACGAACGCCGACGGGCACUUCGCGGGCCCCUCGCACAACCCGCACCCCCUGGUGGAGCGGUCGCACAACUCGCUCCACCACUCCGCCUCGCCCUCGCCCAAACGCAACUCCAACGCGGUCACUUCCACGCACCCCGCCGACCACCCGCCGCGCAACGUCGGCCCCGAGCGCUCCCUGUCCUUCUCCUCCGCCCCCGACGUCCUCAACGUCAACCAGAACGCGGCUGACUCCACCACGCACGCGCGGAACGACGAGCCCGCCAACUCCAACCUCAACCGCCCGGACGCCGCCAACGCGCUGCGGAACUUGACCUACUCCAAUCCCAUCCCGGAGAUAAUCCAAUCGCACUCCAACCUGAACACCCCCGCCGACGCCGAGCGGAAGUCCUCGAGCAAGCUGCCCGCCCGGAACCCGGCCCCCGGCCGGAAUUACACUCUGGACUUCUCCCAGACGAGCAACAUCAACAUAGCGAGCACCUCCGCCGCGCCCGACCCCAACCUGGCCUCCCCCGGGCGCGACGGCCGAGACAAGGCCAGCUCGAAGACGUUCGACCUCCUGAGGGAGAACAUCUACUCCGAGGUCACCGCGCUGAUCGGCGUGAACGAGUCCCACCCCGACUUUUUGAUUCAGCUGUUCCGGGAGCUGCAGGCGGUCGACUCCGAGCAGCGCCGGCGGCGAGUUCUGCAGUCUAUCCGGGGCGCGAUGUCUCAGUACCGCGCCCCGGCGGAGAGCCGGCUCGACGAGGGGAGGGAGGCCGGGGAAGCGACGGCGAGCUCGGAGGGAGCCGCCGACGCCGGCGACCGCCACGACCCGCCCGACCGCUCCGAACCGACCGUUUGCUCCGACGCCGCUCAGUACGAAAACGUUCUGCGCUUCCUCCUGCUGAGGAGCGAGGAGGUAUUCACUCCCGAGCUUCUGGCGUCGCUGGCGACGCUCGUCCUGGACGACUCGACCGCGAGCGAGCAGACGAAGAAACUCUGUGACGCGCUCGCCCAGUACGAGGGGUCGAGGGUGUGCGACGCCUCGGGCUCGAUCGUGGAGAACCUGCCGCGCUGGCUCCCCGCGCCCGGCGACGGCGACGAGUCGUCGCAGAUCGCGAGCGAGAUAUCGGAGUCGUCCGUCCUUCAGGACGUGGCCGGGUCGCUGAACCUGUUCGGCUCGAGCGAGGGCCGGCUGCACCAGAUGAACGCCUGUCCGUACGACGCGUGGCCGGGGCACGGGCACUCGGCGGGCGCCGACCGAGACGACGGCGGCCCGCGCUCGCAGGACGGCAAGGUCGACCUGAUAAACUGUUCGGAGAUGCUGAACGGCGACCUGGCCGAGGCGGACCAGACGUGCCGCGCCGACGUGGCGGAGGCCGCCUCCCCGACCGACGACGCGCCCAACUCGGAGGUGCUCCCCGACGUCGUCGACACCGACGAGGUCACCCCGACUGAGGCAGAAGCGGAAUGGCUUGGACUUGACAGAGUGCCAACAAGACUGCACAUGGAGGAGGCAUCUGAAAAGCAAAAAGAUAAUCGUUGAGGAGUAGUCAGUCAAUCAGUAAUUAUUGUGGUAGCUUUCGAAUUUAUGAAAUCUAGCUAAUAGUAUUUAUGGAAUUGUAAUCUUUGAUGUCUAUUUCACAUAGCCUCAUUUAUGUUAUAUUUAUUUACAAAUAAAUAGAGUAUUAAAAUAAGA